Sabethes cyaneus is the source of this 2709-nucleotide messenger RNA. Its product is annotated as serine-rich adhesin for platelets-like. The transcript has 2 exons. The coding region runs from base 1 to 2709 and encodes 902 amino acids. The record is from RefSeq and is a predicted model, not a curated record. Lineage: Eukaryota; Metazoa; Arthropoda; Insecta; Diptera; Culicidae.
AUGAAGGUUCUCCUAACGCUGCUGGUUAUCACCGUCUGCGUCUGCGAGGCUUCUCCGAUUCUCGGUUCGUUGCUGAAUGUUCUUAAGCCAGCCCCAAAAGCUGUGCCACCGCCACCUCCAUAUCGGGCACCAGUGAGUUUGAGGCAUGCCUCAUACUACCAACAGGCUGCACCACCGGCUGUUCCUGUUCCGACAGCACCGCUAAAUUCGGGAUAUGCCUCUUACUACCGACAAACACCACCGGCUCCUGUUGCUACCUAUGCGGCUCCCACUCCUAUUUAUGCAGCUCCUGUUGCUACUCACGCAGCACCUGUUCCGCCUCCAGCACCUCCACAGCCACCACAAAUAAUUCGUGUUAUUCAACCAGUGCUGUAUAUACCUCGACCAUCGCAACCGGCACCCCAAGCUGCUGCUCCGAUUCUGUCAUCUCUGUCAGCUACUUCCUCUCACAACCACCUUGGAGGCGCGUCCCACGCGCCAUCAACUUCCUUUUCCUACAGUAAAGUGCCUUCCGUCCUAAAAUCUGAACACCACUCCGAAGCAAUCUCUGCUGCUCCGGCAGCACUUUCCUCUUUCAGUCAAUCUGGAAGCGCUUCGUCUUCCUUUUCCUACAAUCAACAUCAAUCUGCCGCUCCGGCAGCUCCUUCUUCACACCAUUAUCAUGGAGGUGCUUCUCAAACUCCUUCAACGUCCUUCUCAUACAGUGCAGUACCAUCACGUCCUAUUUCUGCCGCUCCAGCAGCUCCUUCUCCACACAAUUAUCAGGCUGGUGUUUCCCGUAUACCUUCAGUGUUACAAUCGGAACACCACUCUGCACCGAUCGACUCCUACUCCAUCACGUACAACAACCAAUCGCCAAGCAGCUCCGGCACCGCGUACUCCAUCGAAACCGUCAAAUCCGAUGGCCAUUCGUACUCGCUAGCCCCAGAGCAAAUCGUUUUGGAAAAGAUCGUUUCGCCAGUGAUGACCAUCGAAACCGGCGUUGCCAACCGGAUCUCGCAGCAGCCGGUAACCGCAAUAGUAACCGCACAACCGCCAGCUCAACAGGCUCCUUCAGUCGAAAUUUCUCCGCAAAAACUUUCCAACCCGAUUGUUGUAAUCGAUCACGAGGAACCAUCCGUGCUGACGACAUUGACCUCUGUCACACCAGCAACGACAGUUCUCGCCACAACAACCCCGGCACCUACGCCGAGUACCACUCCGGUUUCGCAGGCCGCUAUCACCCAGGAGAUCAUCAAACAAGUCUCGCCGCACAUCAUCCAGCAGGCGAUUCCUCUGGUUGUAGACCGUGCCGUACCGCAGGUCGUCUACCAGGCACAGCAGGGCGUCUCGCAACCCGAAUACCAGCCCAGCCCCGAGCAGGUGCAGAUUGUCACUCCAGUUAAUUUCAACCCGCGCUCUCCAGCUGCGGACGAGAAGGUAGUCGUCAUGUACGCCACAUCGAUGGGCCAGGAAGCGAACGACGCAGAGAAUCUGGUCAUUCCGAUCGGCUACAACCAGCAGCAAAGCUCCUCCGGAGCUCAGGCACAGGCAAACGCGUUCUCGACGGCUAGUGCCGUCUCCACGGCAAGUGCGGUUUCGACGGCAAAUGCCUUCUCGACGGCAAAUGUCUUCUCGGCAGCAGACGCGCAGUCCGCUUCAUCCGAAGAGGAACUUCCGGUCGACUACAACCAGCAGCAAAGCUUCUCCGGAGCACAUGCUCAAGCAAACGCGGUUUCGACAGCAAAUGCGCAGUCCACUUCGUUCGAAGAGGAACUUCCGAUCAGCUACCCGCAGCAGCAAAGCUCCUCCGGAGCACACGCCCAAGCAAACGCAAUUUCGACUGCAAAUGCGCAGUCCGCUUCGUUUGAAAGGCAACAGCCGAUCAACUACCCGCAGCAGCAAGGCUCCUCCGGAGCACAAGCACAUGCGAACGCAAUCUCGGCGGCCAAAUCGCAGUCCUUUGAAAGGCAACAACGUCCGAUCAACUACCCGCAGCAGCAAGGCUCCUCCGGAGCACAUGCGCAAGCAAACGCAAUCUCGACGGCAAACGCAUUCUCAGCGGCAAAAUCGCAACCGAUUUCCUUCGAAAGAGGACUCGACUAUGGCCAAGAUGUGGAAACGUUCCAACGAAGCUCCGACCCUGUAAGCCAGGCUAUCAUCGAUCGAUUCCAGCUGGAGAAUCAAGCUCAACGACAGGAAUUCGAAACUUUGCGAGCUGGCGGUGCCAGCAGCAGCAGUGCCAGUAGCGGAAGUUCAGCUCAACAGGGUCUUGGAUUUUCCAGAACUGGAAGUUCCAGCAGCAGUGCUGCCAGUAGUGGAAGUUUCGGGCAACAGAAUCGCGGAGCUUUCGGAGCUAGCAGUUUCAGCGGCAGCAGCGCCAGUAGCGGAAGUUCUGGUCAACAGGCUUUCGGAGUUUCCCAAGCUGGUAGUUCCAGCAGCAGCGGAGGUGUCGGCCAACAGAAUUUAGGAUUUGCCCGAGCUGGUAGUUCCAGCAGUAGUAGCGCCAGUAGUGGAAAUGUGGGCCAACAGAACUUUGGAAAUGUUCGAGCUGGUAGUUCGAGCAGCAGCAGCAGCAGUAGCAGCGCCGGUAGCAGCACUGGCGGUGGGAAUGGCGACGUUCAGCUCGUUCCCAUUAAAAUUUACAUACCGAAAUACUACUCGGAAUCGCCAGCGCCUUCACGGCAGCAGAAAGCCAAUUCAAUAGAAAUAUCCAAAUAUCCGCUCUAG